Molecule: messenger RNA, 1170 nt
Organism: Trichosporon asahii var. asahii CBS 2479
Lineage: Eukaryota; Fungi; Basidiomycota; Tremellomycetes; Trichosporonales; Trichosporonaceae
Exons: 1
Coding region: 1-1170 (389 amino acids)
Cellular component (GO): cytosol
Molecular function (GO): heme binding; peroxidase activity
Source: RefSeq, a predicted model, not a curated record
AUGCUGUCUGUCCUUCCUCGAACCAGUGUCAUCAGCCGAUCUGCGCGACUCCUCUCGACGACGACUUCUUCCUCCUUCUCUACCCUCUCGACCCACGUCUCCCUGAACGCCCGCGCCACCGACAAGCUCGACCGUCUGCAGCGUCGCUCACCUGCUCUAUUCUCUCAGCCAAACAAACCCGCACAGCGAUCAUACUCGAUGCCGAUCCCUGCGUGCCCAUACUCUGGCCCGAAGCAGCCGGACCUGAUACAAUCUGUGGAGGUGCCGCUGACGCGCGAGGCGACGUUCCUGAUUCUGACGCUGAGCGAGCAGAAGCAGGACGCAGCAUCGACCGUGCGCGACGUGCUCGGCGACGUAUCUGACCUCGCAAAGAACCUCGCCGUGCGCGACGGCAACGCCGCGUUCACUGUCACGAUUGGCGUUGGCGCCAAGGCGUGGGACAGCGUCAUGCAGAUGCCGCGCCCGAAGGAGCUGCACCCCUUCAAGGAGUUCAAGGGCAACAAGCACACGGCCGUCUCGACGCCGGGCGAUCUGCUCGUUCACAUCCGCGCCAACAGGCGCGACAUGGUUUUCGAAUUCGAGCGGCAGUUCAUGAACAAGCUCGGCGACAGCGUCAAGGUCCAGGACGCCGUGGCGGGAUUCCGGUACUUUGACGGGCGGGACCUGCUUGGCUUCGUGGACGGCACGGCGAACCCGGUCGGCCAGGGCGUCCCGGACGCGGUGCGCGUGACGGAGAACCUCGACCCGAACGGCAUUGACGGCACCUACGUCACGGUGCAGAAGUACCUGCACAACCUGGACGCGUGGGGCAAGCUGAAGACGGAGGAGCAGGAGGCGAUCAUCGGGCGCACCAAGCUCGACAACAUUGAGACGCCGGACCAGCCCGAGGACGCACAGAAGCCGCACAAGCAGCUCAACACUAUCGAAGUUGAUGGUCAGGAGUAUGACAUUCUCCGAGACAACAUGCCGUUCGGAGACCCGAGCAGCAAGGAGUACGGAACCUACUUUAUCGGAUACAGCGCUCGUUUGUGGGUCACUGAGAAGAUGCUCGAGAACAUGUUCAUCGGGGUUCCGCCUGGCAAGUACGACCGCAUCCUCGACUUCUCCGACGCCGUCACCGGCUGCACGUUUUUCGUGCCCAACAGUGCUGUCCUGAACUCGCUCGGAUAG